Molecule: messenger RNA, 859 nt
Organism: Sinocyclocheilus grahami
Lineage: Eukaryota; Metazoa; Chordata; Actinopteri; Cypriniformes; Cyprinidae
Product: collagen alpha-1(XV) chain-like
Exons: 3
Coding region: 119-859 (246 amino acids)
Source: RefSeq, a predicted model, not a curated record
GGAGGAGGGAGCUCGGGUCGUAUUUCAGUGUUUGAGCGAGUCUGGAUGAGCUGAGACUGCUGUGUUCCAGUGGAGCUGCUGGAUCAGGAGCAGAAGAGUCUCUGUGACAGAGCGAGACAUGGGGCCACACUCAUCUGCUUCUGACAAGCAUCUCGCCUCAUCUUUAUUUCUCAUCAGCAGAGCCAUCACUUUCCUGACUGUGUGCUUCUGUUCUCCUGGGAUCGCCUUCCAGCACUCUGAGUCAGAGCGGGACUCAAGCGCUCAGCUGGACCUCACCGAGCUCAUCGGCGUUCCUCUGCCGCCAUCUGUGUCCUUCGUCACGGGCCUGGAGGGCUUCCCGGCAUAUAGAUUUGGUCCGGACGCUAACGUGGGCCGACUGACGCGCUCCUUCAUCCCCGACCCGUUCUACCAUGACUUCUCCAUCGUGGUGACGGCCAGACCCAGCUCUCGGCACGGAGGAGUGCUGUUCGCCGUCACAGACGCGCUGCAGAAGAUCAUCCAUCUGGGAGUGUCUCUGGCGCCGGUGGAGGACGGGUCCCAGCGCGUGGUUAUGUACUACACCGAGCCCGGGGCCGCGCACACACAGGAGGCGGCUUCAUUCAAGAUGGGCGAUCUGACGGGCCGCUGGGCGCGCUUCACGCUGGCUGUACAAGGGGAGGAGGUGAAGCUGUACAUGGACUGUGAGGAGCAGCACCGCGUGGCCUUCCGCAGGAGUCCAGACCCACUCACCUUCCAGCCCAGCUCCGGCAUCUUCAUAGGGAGCGCCGGGGGAACCAGGCUGGAGCGCUUCCUGUGUGCCAUUGAAGAGCCAGUGGUCCAGAUCUCCAGCACUAACCCCUUUCAGAUGAUGGGCCGGUAA